Adineta steineri is the source of this 1065-nucleotide messenger RNA. Lineage: Eukaryota; Metazoa; Rotifera; Eurotatoria; Adinetida; Adinetidae. The record is from the annotation of a GenBank genome assembly.
AUGAGUGUGGAAAAAAUUUGUACAAAGAAAACAAAGUUUUCAUUUUUAAAGAAAAUCUUGAUACGAUGGUUUUUUGGUGUGAUUUUAGUUGUUACUUCAUUGAUUAUAUUAGCACCAGUAUUACUUCGUUCGUAUGGAGAUUUGAUUUUAACAAAAAUGUUUUUCCAAACUUGGUCUCGGUAUUAUCCAUGGAUUGAUUUGAGCAAACCAGAUUUAUUCAGAUUAAAUGCAGCUAAUGUUUACGAACAAACAGAAGCAAAUGUUACAGUAGGAAUGUGGUAUAUAUUACCAUCAACAGUUAAAAUUGAUCAGAAUUUACCAACACUUGCUGAUCAUCUUAAACAAUAUGUUAAUUCUAAUGAUCUUCCUAUCAUUAUGUAUUUACAUGGUCAAGAUGGUACAAGAGCAACACAUUAUCGAUCGAAUCAUUAUCGAGUCAUGAGCAGUUUUGGUAAUCAUAUAAUUGCACUUGAUUAUCGUGGAUACGGUGAUUCAGUUGGUGUGCCAUCUGUACAUGGUGUUGUUCAUGAUGUAUUACAUGUCUUUAAUGUAAUACGUAAAGUUUGCCCUGAAAAUCCAAUAGUUAUAUGGGGUCAUUCAAUGGGUACCGGUGUUUCGCUAUGGACAAUGAAUAAUAUAUUUCAAAAUCAUACAAAAGUAAAAAAACCAGUUGGUCUUGUUCUUGAAGCACCAUUUUACAAUACAAUAGAAGGACUUGUUUCAUAUCCAUUAACACGAGUAUUAAAAAUCAAUCCAUAUUUUAUGCAAGCUGCUCUUGAUGCGUUAACAACUGCAAAACUCGAUUUUCCAAAUAAUGAAUUGAUAUCAUUUCUACCAUUACCGAUCGUUAUUAUUCAUUCAGAAGAUGAUGCUAUUAUUCCUUAUCAUCAUGCUCAUUUAAUUGAAAAUUAUGUUAAAACUCAUCGCGAUAAAAAUCUACCUCCUAUUCGUCUGAUAACUGUUCCACGUGCAGCACGUUGUGGACACAAUCAUAUUUAUUCCUAUUCAAAAUUCCAAGAAAUUGUUAGUGAUCUUUCAUUUCUUAAACGUUUACCAGUAUCGUAA